AUGCCAAUGAUCCAAGGUGACUCAACGGCCCAAUGGGCCCCAGGACCAUACGUGCCUCCUUUCAAGUAUUCCGAGGUGCCGGCACUCCGGCCGCAGGUCACGGGCGUCGGGACCGCACCAGGUGCUGUCCCAACCGGAUCGGCCGACACAAACCCCGUCAUCCCAGCAAACGUCCCUACCCAAACCUAUGCUCUGUACUACCUCAUGACCCACAUGACAAGUUGGCCAUCAUACCGUUACCAGUACUUGUUCUGGUUUGUGGUCGCUGGAGUCGCCAUCCUCUACGCAGUGGCUCACCACAUUCGGUUGUCUGGUGGAUCGCUCGGAGCCGGGUACACAAAGUGGGGAAUGCGUCGCGUCUCCAUCGGCCGCGCGUAUGCCCUACCCAGCGUCAGCACGCUGCUCGUGGGCGCCGCUGUCGGAGCGACUGCCAUUGUCCUUUCGAUCGUUGGGGACGACUACAUCGCCCCGGCCUUGCACACUUUCCAGUUCGCCAAACGCGGGUCUGUUGCAACCAACACCUUGGCCAAGCGCGUGUGGAUAGGAGGCCCGAUGGACAGCUCCCUCCUCGUCCAGAAUAACAUCUCCAAGUCUGGCUGGACGCUGGGUAACCGCUUCGGCUUCAUGGCCUUUGCCAUGCUCCCCCUGGUCGUCCUCCUGGCGGCCAAGGCACCACCUUUCGCCAUUUUCUCCUGGAAGUGGUUCACCCACCUUUACUCGGACAAGCUCAUCAGCUUCCACCGCGCUGCAGGCUGGCUCGUCUGGGGACUUACCACUGCCCACGUCGUGUUCUGGACAAUCCAGCUCUUCAAGGAUAAGGACAGGCACACACAGCGCGCAAUGUGGUUCACAGCCUUCCAGAUCUACCGCUUCACCGCCGGCUGCAUCGCGUACGGCCUCAUGACCCUCAUGGUCGUCCUCAGCCAGCGGCCCGUUCGCAAGUCAGGCUACGAGUUCUUCUAUCACGCCCACGUAACCCUCACCUUCCUUACGCUCGUAGCCUGCUGCGUCCACCACCCAGCUCUCUGGUGGUGGGUUGUACUGGCGUUGGUCAUCUUCCUGGGUGACCGCCUCUUCCGGGCUCUCCGUUUUGCUCGCAUCAACCGGGGUGCUGCCAAGGGUACCACUGUGCGCAGCGGCACAUACUCUGGGCUCAGCCAAGACGACAUGGCCCUCGAGAACUUCUCGGACAAGAUGCUGCCGCCAACGCCCGCUCCGUACGACGCCUCGGAAUACAGCACACCGAAUCCCUAUGAGCAACCGUACGGUGUCGUGGAAGGAUACGGUGGUACACCAGAGAUCAUGCCCAUGGGCACCUUCGAUUCUCGGAGCUACGACGACUCCGCACUUCAGCCGCCUCAGCGGAACGCGUCUCUCCCGGCACCGUCCCAGCGUCCUCGAGCGACGUCGGCGGGGCACCACAGGUCUGUCCCAGCCUCCACUCGCACGGCUCACAGUCUCCCGCCAGUUAUACCCCCAGGCUAUGCUCAGGCGCAGCUCCUUCCUUCGCGGACUGUCCGACUCACUAUCCGUACACCUCAGCCUCUCAAGUGGGCGCCGGGACAGAGCCUUCACCUUACGCUUCCCGAGCUAUCCAAGAUCCAGGCUCACCCAUUCACAAUCAGCAACAACAACCCCAGCGAGAUUGUCGUCCUCGUCAAGGCCCGCAAGGGUCUCACCCGCCAGCUCUACAACCUGGUUCGCAAGCGUUCAGAGGCAAGCAUGGGACUUUCAGACAAGCAGGUCGGGAACCGCGUUGCACCCAUCUACGUACGCGCGUUGGUCGACGGGCCCAUGGGCUCUGCCGGCCGCGUGCGGUGGGGUGACUUUGCGAGUGUCCUUCUUGUCUGCGGAGGAACUGGCGUUACCUUCGGCCUGGCAAUCUUAGAUCACGUCUGCAACAUGAUCCAGCGUGGCGACUUCAAGUCCAAGAUCCGACGUGUCCGCUUCCUCUGGGUCGCGCGCGAGUAUGCCCAGAUUGCUUGGGCAGCCUCCGCGCUGUGCCGAGCACGCCAGAUGGUUCCCUCGACUACCCAGCUCCAGAUCGACGUCUACGUGACCAAUGCCGCGCCGCAGGGCUACUCGAGCACGACUUAUCACGCCGGGGCCUACGGUGACUCGGACUUUGCAUUGCCUCGCCCCAGCUUCGCCACUCAAGGGGAUAUGAAGCGUGCCGAAUCGGUCGACAGCAUGGGUAGCAUGAUGAGCGGUGACCCACGCGCGAGCCUGAGCAGCGCCCGUGACAACUUUGACUACGCCGACGAGGAGAUGGCGCACGCUGGCGGCAGCAUUGUUGACUACACCAACUACGAGGACGAGGACGACAUCAACGACCCCGCCGAGUCCGAGCUCUCACGCAAGAUCCAGAAGCAGGGCAAGCUCCGUCGGGCCAAGACGCGCAAGGUCGAGGCCCGCCGUAUACCCAGCGACAGCGGCUAUGCUGGCUCGUCGGUCUACCCACCGUCCCCCGGCAAGGGUCACUCUCAGCGCGGCUCGACCUCGUCUUCCAUUGGCUUGCCGCCGGGCGCGUCGUAUUCUGGCGACUUGAGCGGCGAGAGGGGAGGCUUGCUUGCUGAGCCUGUUGCGGACCCUCGCCGUCGUUCCUUAUCGGCUGGCGCGUACGAGCACCGCGACCGUGACAACUUGUUGUACCCGGACCCGAACCCAGACCCAAGGCGCAUCUCGGGCCGCUCCAUGAGCUCGAGCCACUAUGAGUCGAACCAGGCCCUGCUCACUGCCAACGCGCGCGACCCUCGCCGACAAUCUUAUCGCUCCGUCUCGUCGUCGAUGUACGACCGGUACGAUCUAUACAAUCCGGACCGCAUUUCGCCCUCGCCGUCAGGUCUCGUUGAUGACCGUGACGCUGUGUCUGUCCUCUCGCGCACGCAGAGUAUGGUGUUCUUCGAGGACACGGGUGACGAACCUCUCAUGGGUGCCGACGGGCUGCGCGGCUCAGUGGGCCUGUGGAUCGACGAAGCCGACUACGCUGCCACGACCAUCUUAUCCGAGAGCGCGCGUGCCGGCCGCCCCAAGCUCAGCCAUGUGAUUGACGAGGAGAUCGGCCUCGCUGAGGGCUCCAUCAUCGUCGGAACGUGUGGGCCUAUCAAGCUCAAUGUCGUCGUGCGCAACCUCGUCAGUCGCAACAUUAAGCCAGGGCGGAUUCUCAAGGGCGACAAGCGCGGACACGUGGCAGUGUUUUCUGAGGACUUUGAGAUGUAA
Molecule: messenger RNA, 3219 nt
Organism: Cutaneotrichosporon cavernicola
Lineage: Eukaryota; Fungi; Basidiomycota; Tremellomycetes; Trichosporonales; Trichosporonaceae
Exons: 4
Coding region: 1-3219 (1072 amino acids)
Biological process (GO): iron ion transport; intracellular iron ion homeostasis; copper ion import
Cellular component (GO): plasma membrane
Molecular function (GO): ferric-chelate reductase activity
Source: RefSeq, a predicted model, not a curated record